AGGACGGCUGCCUGCUGCCGAUGUGGCGCGGCUCCGUGGAGGUGGAGGCGCCGCAGGCGGAGCUGCUCCACCGGCUGCUGAGGGAGCGCGAGCUGUGGGACGGAGGCCUGCGCCGGGCGGCCGUGGUCCAGAACCUGUCCGACCGGGCCGAGGUCUACCGCUACCUCCUGGAGGGCCGGGGCCACGCCCUCGGCUCCGGGCCCCCGCGGGAGCAUCUGCUGCUCAGGACGUGGCAGGCGGACCCGUCCUCCGGCCCCCUGUACCUGUCCUCCGCGUCCACGGAGCACCCCGAGGUGCUGCCGGAGGGGGUCCGGGCCCACGUCCACGCCUGCCUCUACCUGCUGGAGCCCAGCGGGGCCGCGAAGACCCGACUGACGCACGUGUGCCGCACGGACCCCAGGGGCCGGUCGCCGGAGUGGCACCGCGAGGCCAGCGGGCUCCUCCUGGCCCUCGGCCUCCUGGCCAUCAGGGACUCCUUCGGGGCAGAGCACAGAGACGGCAGGAGGCGAGCCGACGGGAGCUGAGGACCCCCCCUCCCCACAGCGCUCCCUGCUGCGAGGUGCAAAGAGGAAGGCAAACCCCGGCGACAGAGGACGAAGGGAACGGCAGAGGCCCGAUUUUCACUGAGGGAGGUGGUUCUUGGUCUUUUAUUCUGUCCCUGAAGCAACAGGAAAAAAGAGGCGGGACAAACACGCAGGGAUGAAACCAGGAAGAGAGGCCUUGGGAGGAGGAGAGAGGAGGAGCCGAGGAGGCCUCCGCCGACACAGCAAUGUGGCAGAGAGAAACUGGACACGGCGAGGGGGGGCGGGGGGGUUACACCGCGAGGCGUUUUUCGCCAGACAGAAAAAGAAAGUCACCACAGAAUCAGAUGAACUGAUGAACUGAACCACUGAGGUGAAAGCACAUUUUAUUUUUUUUGAAGUGGCCGCAUCCGGCUGGGACGAGCUUUUUAUUUGCGUCCAGUCAUCCAGCGAGGACCUCACUGUGUGCGUGACGGUUAAAAGACGACAUCUACCUCUCCACAGGACCACGAGGGAGGGAGGGAGGAGGAGGGGCAUGCUUAUAUCCUAGUUUGUGAUGGAUAUCCAACCA
This is a messenger RNA of Pungitius pungitius (ninespine stickleback), 1092 nucleotides long. Its product is annotated as stAR-related lipid transfer protein 8. The transcript is spliced from 3 exons. Gene Ontology annotation, biological process: regulation of Rho protein signal transduction; actin cytoskeleton organization. NCBI's taxonomy places the organism in Eukaryota, Metazoa, Chordata, Actinopteri, Perciformes, Gasterosteidae. Gene Ontology annotation, molecular function: lipid binding; GTPase activator activity. The coding region runs from base 21 to 524 and encodes 167 amino acids. The record is from RefSeq and is a predicted model, not a curated record.